AUGUCCGUAACCCUAAUCGCUGCCGUGCCUCCUAAAGCGGGUAAAGCAACAGUUGUAAAGCCACCACCACCAGAAGAGCCCCCUAAGCAGCCCGUUUUUGUGGCGGCGACGAUGGCUGGAGAAAAAUCAAGCACUGAUGACGAUGCUCAGAAUGGUGCCGUGGUCUCCCCGAAAGAGGACAGAACUGACAAAUCCGCAAGGCUUGCCGCUUUGCUAGGAGUGAAGAUUGAAGACUCUUCAAUAUCGUCGUCGUCGGUGCCCGAAAGGCCUCCUCAUCUCACUCUACAACAAUCAGACGAGCAAAUUGUGGAAGAGAUGUCAAAAGCAGGCAUCGAGCUACCGAUCCCUCCCAAAGAAGAACCUGAGCUGUCCAUUGAUGAAAAGAUUAUUGAGAUAACACCACACAUCACAUUGCCAUCUCAUAUGGAAGAUAAAGAUUCGUCGGACGUCGACCUUGCUCCUGUCGCCAUAUUGCCAGCACUUCCUGUUCUGCCCGACUUUGAGAUCACCGAGUCGGAUUCGAGGCCGAAAACAUCGAAACCUGGGAGAGCACACGCGACUUCUGUCAUCUCGAACGAUGUCGUGUUUGUUCCCAAGAAAGCACGUGAGCACUCGGACGCUCUGAAAAGAGCAUCAAGCCGAGAGAAGCCGAUACGCAGCGGGUCACGCGAGCUGCUGAAGCCUCCUACUCGAGAUCACAGCUCCGAUGAAAGCGAUCCAGAGGUGGCCGCGUUCAGACAUUUCACAAAAACUGGCCGAUUCAAAAACGGGAUUCCUCUUACUAGGAGAAGAAUGCGCAGGCCAGAGCGCCAACUCUCGAGCAUUUCCGAGAAGAGCGCCGAAAUAGCUGCAGAGGCUGCCCUACAACAACAUCAACCUCAAGAUUAUUCUAUAUCCGCACCCAAUACAACACGCUCUCUUUCGGAGUGGCAACGUAAUAUGCCAAAUUCGACCUUGCCAAACACAGGUUCCGAUACGCAAACGGACGUUGACAUACCCUCAUCAGUGCAGAAACGUGCAUCACCAUCAAGUUCUGAAGUGUUGGAGAAGGAGGAAACGAAGAGAGCGCAAGCUGACCAGUUCUCUAAAUCUAAGUCGGAGUCAUCAAUCCUGCGUCGAUCUCAGCUUUCCUCCAUGCCAUCAACAUCUAGUGCGCCACCCGUAGAAUCAAAAGCUGAGAGAGACCGCGAAUUCGUUUCGUCCCCCGACAUCCCGGACGUCACAUUCAAGAGAUCGCUAGACCGAUUGGACUUGCUGGACGGUUCUCCUGACUCUGUCUCAAACAGGGGCGCUUUUACGUCCAGGUCACAAGUCGGCACAGGCAGCAAGGUUCGCAAGGCAACUAGACAUACUAAACGCUUGCCUACUGCUCCUGGCAGGAGAUCCGAGGAAAAAGCGAAAGUUCUUUCUCAGACUUCAGAUGAAGGGGAAACAGCUGCUUCGGGUUCAAGAAGCAAUCUUCCUAAGAAAGAACCGGUGAAGGAAGUGGAUACUCCACACUCAUCCAAGUCGAGUGCUUUGAUCAGCAGGAAAAUCGCAACACGUCGGCAGGAGAGCCUGUCGAAGUCCGCUGCUGACCUCAGACAGCGGCGCAGCAGUUCCGCGAUGGGUCACCGAGCGAAAGCCUCCCGCUCAGCGGACGUUCAUGGCAGACGUCCUCCAUGGAACUCUUCCAUAAAGGUGUCUGACGACCCAUACAAAAUCUAUCACGAGCCCUUCCUUCCCGAAAUCAAAACGACCACAAGGUAUUACGAGAGGAGCCGAUCCGUAGUCAAUUCGCCUACUGGUAUGCAUCACACAACCUUAAGCAAAUUUUCUCUAAGCAGUUUACCUCCUCGAUGCAACUCACAAAUUGAGUUUUCGCCCUAUUUCACACCAGGGGCUGAUCCGGCCAAACGGCCCAAGGAGGAUUUGUGGUGGGGGCCUCCAACGCAAUCUUUUAGGUGA
Molecule: messenger RNA, 1947 nt
Organism: Cylicostephanus goldi
Lineage: Eukaryota; Metazoa; Nematoda; Chromadorea; Rhabditida; Strongylidae
Source: the annotation of a GenBank genome assembly